AUGUUGCCACAUAUUAGCAUUGACCUGAUGCUGAACAACAUGAAGAUGCUGUUGGAUGCCAAGCAGUAUGAGUCAGCCGAGACAUUGGGCAACUUUAUCAUCUCAACACCAUCGCUGGUAAAGGGUGCGGCAGCAGGCUCUGCCGUCACUAAUCAGAUGAUACUGGCAUUGACAAUGUUUGCAGACGCAAUGUUCAAUCAGGGCCAACACCUUCGCGCCUGCAAGUAUUAUAAGGCGGCGUUUGAGAUGUUGGCCAAGUUGAUCAGUCCAUCCAGUCACACAUCACUCUUUAGCCAAGCCGCUUCCAAACAGCCACAAAUCACUGCCAGUCUCCGAGCGACCGAAUACGAACUGCGCUACAAGAUGGCACUCUGUCACGUCCAGACCAAGAGGAUACCAUUGGCCAUAUCACAUCUUGAGAUUAUACCGAUUGCCAACAGGACACUGGCGAUACAUUUGACAUUGGCAAAGCUUUAUAGGGAGACAAUGAGAGAGAAGACAAAGGAUACGAUCACAUGUUACAAGGAGGCACUUAGAUUGUGUCCUCUUUGUAUUGAGGCGAUCAAUGCAUUGAAGGAACUUGGCGAGGAUCCCGAAGCCAUACUACAACCAGUACUCAACAAACAGAACUUCCCCAACACCAACAUCGACUCAUCCUGGAUACCAGCACUGGCACAAUCAACAAUCGAGUUGAAACGAAAUCAACCUCAAAAAUCAUUAUUCAUACUUAAGAAGCUUGAAGCCAAGUUCACUGGAAACCUCUACUUGUUGGAGAGACUGGCAAUGGCCUACCUUUACAAUGACGAACCAUCAAUCGUCAACACAACCGACACUUUCAAAAAGAUACGCACUAUUGAUCCACUCUAUGUAGGCUCAAUGGAUGUCUACUGCUCAAUUCUCAAGCGCAGACAACUCCCAGUAGAGUUGAACAAGGUAUGCUCCGAACUGGUUAACGCCUACCCACAAAGUCCAGAGAGUUGGACAUCAGCUGCAAUGUAUUAUUAUCUCAAGGAGACCAAUGAGAAGGCUGUGGAGUGCGUGGAGCGCGCUCUGAGCAUUGACGAAUCACACACUCAGGCACACAGUCUCAAGGGUGAGAUAUACCUGAGCAUCGACGAGCCACGCAUAGCGCUGCCUUCACUUGAGCGUGCGUUUGCGCUGUCCAAGAACAUACUCACGGCUCGCGAUCUUGUGCGCUGCCACCUCUUCCUCAACCAACUGAACGAGGCACUUGCCGUGGCCAAGGCCAUCCAUCGUCUGAGUCCGGACUACUCCAAGUCCAAGGCGCUGGUUGGCAUGGUGCUGGCCAACCAGCCCGAAGAGCGAGACCAAGCACGAAAGAUCCUCCAAGAGGCCCUGGUACUCUCUCCCUUCUGUAUCGACUCUGUGCUGACCAUGAGCAAGUUGAACCUUGUCGAAGGAAAGGCACAAGAUGCCAUCGAUUUGAUACAGAGACAGUUGGACAACCAGGAAACAGACUUGAUGCACACAGAGAUGGCUAAUAUAUACAUGGAGAUGGGAUCGGAGGAUGUGUAUGAUAAGGCAAUUCAUCAUUUCAAUCAAGCGCUGGAGAUCAAUGGCUCGUAUGAAGGUGCUUUGACAGGUCUGCAUCGUUUGGAGUUGUUGAGGAAAGGUCUGGACCCUGACCAAAUCGACGAAGGCAUAGAUGGCGAGGACCUCGAACUCCAAGAAGAUGAUGAACUGGAUGAUGAAGAGAACCUUGUCGACGACAUGGAUGACAUGGCCUAA
Messenger RNA from Acytostelium subglobosum LB1, 1749 nucleotides. RefSeq lists its product as hypothetical. The transcript has 6 exons. Gene Ontology annotation, molecular function: protein binding. The record is from RefSeq and is a predicted model, not a curated record. NCBI's taxonomy places the organism in Eukaryota, Evosea, Eumycetozoa, Acytosteliales, Acytosteliaceae. Gene Ontology annotation, biological process: cell division. Bases 1 to 1749 code for a protein of 582 amino acids.